Fusarium sp. VM40 is the source of this 2160-nucleotide messenger RNA. NCBI's taxonomy places the organism in Eukaryota, Fungi, Ascomycota, Sordariomycetes, Hypocreales, Nectriaceae. The record is from the annotation of a GenBank genome assembly.
AUGCUCGCCACAAGCCCGCCGGAAGAACAGGCGAUCGAUCGCGAGUAUCAGUACCCACAGCAUCAUCACCGUCAUCAGGAACUUGAUCCGUCGCAAUAUAACAACCGCAAUCCCAGCCACCACCAUAACGAGGCUGAGUCUCCUCCAUCUCAGCUAAACAUAAACAAUCGCAAUCGCAAUCAACUGAAUCAAAGCUCACGGACGCACUCACAGCACCCUCCAUCGCAUUCUGAUCCUCACUCUAAUACUCGACUCGUUGUCCCACUUGUAUCCGGCGCCCGCUCAACAUCACCGUCGUCCUCAGUUUCGCCUUUCCCUACGCCUUCGAUAACACCUUCACCCUCUGCUAUAUCCGUCGACGCACCAUCUUCCUCGAGGGGUCCUUCGCCGCCAAUUCAAACUCCCUCUUCGACCAGCGCCGAGGCUCACGGCAGCCAUCCGCAACGAGACUCCCACGAUCGCGACAGCUUGGACAGGGCCAGUCAGGACAGCUAUACACGCAGGCCUCCGGGGCAAAACCCUGCCGGCAUGACCACUUGGUCAGGGCAGCCUGCUAUCAGAGGUAACUCUGAAGCAGUGCGCAUGAUAUUAUUGAGUUUUGUCACGAUUGGCAUAACAUUCACAUGGGGCAUCGAAAUGACCUAUUGCACACCAUACCUGCUCAACCUCGGCCUAACCAAAAGCAGCACUUCGUUGGUAUGGAUUGCUGGUCCAUUAUCCGGUCUUGUAGUUCAGCCUGUUGUGGGUGUGAUUGCAGACGAGAGCAAGUCCAAAUGGGGACGUCGGCGGCCGUUGAUGGUCGUUGGCUCCAUUAUCGUUGCCAUCAGCCUCUUGGUUUUAGGCUUCACGCGGGAGCUUGUCGGCCUUGUGGUUACCGACGAUGAAGCUGCGAAACGUCCCACGAUAGUGGUUGCUGUGUUGGCCAUUUAUGUUGUCGAUUUUGCCAUCAAUGCUGUGAUGUCGUGCUCAAAGAGUCUCAUUGUUGAUACUUUGCCAAUUGAAAAGCAACAGUCGGGAGCGGCUUGGUCAAGUCGCAUGUCUUCCAUCGGUCAUAUGAUUGCUUAUGGAGCUGGAGCUAUAGACUUGGUGAGCAUCUUAGGAACCACGCUUGGUGACACUCAGUUCAAACAACUCACUGUCAUCUCCACAAUUGCUCUCCUGGGCUCGACGGGACUCACUUGCUGGGCUGUUUCAGAGCGCAUAUUAGUAACCUCCAAGCCUGCCAAGCACGAGGGUCGAUUCAAGGUAUUUCGUCAGAUCUGGUCGACGCUUCUCAACCUGCCACCUCGUAUACAGGCCAUCUGCUGGGCACAGUUCUGGGCUUGGAUUGGCUGGUUCCCCUUUCUUUUUUACAGUACUACGUGGGUUGGUGAGACGUACUUUCGUUAUGAUGUGCCUGCCGAUGCAAGGAAAUCCGAAGAUACUCUUGGUGCAAUCGGACGUAUAGGAAGCACUGCGCUUGUCAUGUAUUCCGUGAUUACGUUCGCGGGUGCUUGGAUUUUGCCCAUGUUAGUCCAGUCCCCAGAAGAUAACGCCUUUACACACCGGCCUCCUCAGGCCAUUGCAGGCUUCAUGACACGCUUCAACAAGGUGAAGCCUGAUCUUUUGACAGCAUGGAUGUUUGGACACCUCAUGUUCGCCGCGUCCAUGUCAUUGGCGCCUUUUGCAACCAGCUUCCGGUUUGCGACAGUUCUGGUGUGUCUCUGCGGCAUCCCGUGGACGCUGGCCAUGUGGGCUCCAAGUGCCUUCCUCGGAGUCGAGGUCAAUAAACUCGGUGGUGGCGCAGGGGCAGACGGCACCUAUCGUCGUAUUUCGGACGAGUCAGACAUUGAGCUUUCUGAAGUCAGCCACGACGAUGCGCCUUUGCACCUGGAUCACGGCUCCGAGGUUGACCUGCCUUCAACGGCCUCUACCGGCGAGUUGUCGGGAAUCUACUUUGGUAUUCUCAACAUUUACACGACAUUGCCUCAGUUUGUGGGAACGUUCAUUUCCACAAUCGUGUUUAACAUCUUGGAGCCUGGCAAAAGUCCUGAGCUGGCUGGCGAUGCCGAGAAGCAGCCAGAUCCUGAUGGUCCAAAUGCGAUUGCGGUGUGCUUAUUUAUAGGAGCCAUAAGCAGUCUGGUUGCAGCAUAUGUAACCCGAAAGCUAAAGGUUAUGUAA